AUGCACCCAACUGGGAACAUGGAUGCUGGUUUUUCUCGUUCUGCUGUUCAGACACUGUCAAGAAGCCACUGCAAAAACAUCAAACAAAAAAUUUCUCAGUGGGAAGGAAGAACUUAUGGUACACCUAAUGCAGAUAAGUGGCAUCCAAAGGACUUUGGAAUGAGAUAUAAUGAUCGCCACCAAAAGAUUCUUCCUAAGAAAAAUCCUGUUGCUGAGAGAGAGAGCAAAAAGGUGGAUGUAACCAGCUCUCAAAAUGUGGGUCUAAAUAUGAAUGAAGAUGCCAAAAGCCAUGAUCAAAGUGAGGGUGAAGGUGAGAAACAUGAAGAUGAUGAUACGCACUUCUUUAAAAAUGAAUCUGAAUCUAAUUGGGUAUGUUCUCGGGUCAAACAAAUUGAAAACUGGAAAGAAGCUGUUUUAGAUCCAGAGACUUCAUUACCUCCAGGAAAUUUCUAUACCUCACAAUUAUUGUGGAAGAAAAUAGAAGCACUUCCACCAGAUAAAGUCUUAAAUUUGGCUUUAGAACAUUGUGAAUCUUCAGAAAAAGAACUUAAUUUCAGAAUUCUGGAUAGUUCAUAUGGGAUAACCAAGAGCUUAGAAAAUAUUUACUCUGAACCUGAGGGGCAAGAAUGUGGACCUUCUGUAAAUCCUUUGCCAAAACCUCGUAGGACAUUCAGAUAUUUAUCUGAAUCUGGAGUUAUGCCAUAUAAAGAAAGAAACUGUGACAAAAAAUACUGUGAAAAUAAUUCUUGUGCAGAAUCUUCUUUGGCCUCUUCUCAGGAACCUGAACCAAAGAAAUAUGGUAGAAAAAUCAGAGGGAGAUCUAAAAGGAAAUCCUUUGAAUUUGAGGAUAUUCAGCACUUUCGAAAUCGGAACUCACAGAAGAUUCAUGAAGAACUUGGAAGAAAUUCUGGUUCAACGCUUUAUUACACACAGUCUGAGGACAAUAUCUAUGAGGAUAUCAUAUAUCCCACCAAAGAAAAUCCUUACGAAGAUAUUCCAGUGCAGCCUUUACCCAUGUGGAGAUCCCCUUCAGCAUGGAAGCUACCACCUCCUAAAAGUGCUUUCAAAGUGCCCAAGCUUCCUCCCAAACCUCAAUUCCUUCACCGGAAGACUAUGGAACUGAAGAACUCACAAGUUUAUUUACGGUCAAAGCUCCCGAAGGAUACCACUUUACCUGUCACUUUAACUGAAUGGAAGCUUUUCCGAGCUGGAGAAGUUGCAAACAGGAAAAGGAAAAAUCUUCCGAGGCUUGUAUUGAAAAUAGGUGACAUAUUUGAAUCUAAGAGAGGAAAGAAGAGGGUAAAGUUACACCCUUACACUGGAAAAGAAGUACCUUCCUCAAAAGGUGAAACCAGUGGGAACGAAAGUGAUGCUGAGUAUCUGCCAAAGAAUCGUCACAAGCGCUUAACACAACUGCAGCAGUCUUCAAAGAGGAAUCCUCACUACCAGACCUUGGAGCGGGAUCUUAUUGAAUUACAGGAGCAGCAGCUGUUUGAGCUUUUUGUGGUAGUGUCUCUACAGAAGAAAUCAUCAGGAAUAAGCUAUAUUCCCCAGAUCAUACAACAAUUCCCUAGCAAGGGCGAUCAUGGCUAUAAGCAAUCCAAAGACACUGAAGAGAGGCUCAAAGUUAUCCCAAAAUUUUGUUUUCCCGAUUCGAAGGACUGGGUACCAACCUCAGAACUCAAUAGUGAAACAUUCUCCUUCGUCUUGACUGGUGAAGAUGGGAGCCGGUGGUUUGGUUACUGUAAGAAGCUCUUGCCAGAAGGCAAAGGAAAGCGACUUCCUGAGGUAUACUGCAUGGUUAGUCGCCUAGGCUGCUUCAAUCUUUUUUCAAAGAUUCUGGAUGAAGUAGAGAAGAGAAGAGAAAUGUCUCCAGCCCUUGUUUACCCAUUCAUGCAAAGUGUCAUGGAAGCUCCUUUCCCAGCUCCUGGACGCACCAUCACAGUUAAGAGCUACCUCCCUGGGGCUGGAGAUGGGUCAAUUGAACUCUGCCGACCACUAGAUUCCCGGUUGGAACAUGUUGAUUUUGAAUGUCUCUUUAAGUGCCUCAGUGUGUGUCAUCUCAUUCGCGUCUGUGCCUCUCUCCUUUUGGAGCGAAGGGUAAUCUUUGUUGCCAAUAGCUUAAGCACCCUGUCCAAAUGUGGCCAUGCUGUGGUAGCCACACUGUAUCCAUUCACCUGGCAACAUACCUACAUCCCAGUCCUACCAGCAUCUAUGAUCGACAUUGUGUGCUCACCUACUCCGUUCCUUAUUGGAAUCCUGUCUUGCUCCUUAUCACAGCUCCAGGACCUACCCAUUGAAGAGGUGCUGAUAGUAGAUCUCUGUGCAGACAAGUUCUUACAGGAGGUAUCUGAUGAGGAUGAGAUUCUACCACCUAAACUUCAGGCUGCCCUGAUGCAGAUUUUGGAAGAAAGAAAUGAAAUUUUGGCUCAGGAGCAGAAUUUUUCACAAGAUGUGACACUCAACUCUCUGGUGUCUGAAGCGUUUGUCAGAUUUUUUGUGGAGCUGGUAGGACAUUAUUCUUUGAAUAUGACUGUCACUAAACAUGGGGAGCGUGUAUUCCUAAGGGAGCCAUUCCGUAAGUCCCACACCUCCCGAAGUGUACGCCACUUCCUGGAUCUCUUUAUGGAGACUCAGAUGUUUGCAGGAUUCGUCCAGGACCGAGAGCUUCGGAAAAGCGGGGUUAAAGGUUUGUUUGAGGUUCGGGCCCUCCAGUAUUUGGAAACAAUUCCUGAGUCUGAGCCCAGUGGGGUGAAUAGAAUUUUGCGGAGUCUUGGAAGUAAAAUGAAAUUUCUGCACAAGAAGUGAAAUCUUUGAUUGACUGUCUCCAUCCUAAAUAGAACAGAAAGUGCCAAAGGAAAUAUUUUCCCAAGGGUCAGGAUGCCUUGAAGUAUUCUACAAAAAUCCUUGAAUUUUUAAAAGGUUAAAGAGCCACUCAGGCUCUCAGAGGAGGAGUCUCCUGUUGCUGCUGUAUUAAUUACUGGAGAAUUGUUGGGAGUAGUCUGGAACCAGUGCUCUCUUUACUUUCUAUUUCUUUUACAGUGGCCUUUUCUAUUUGAUUCUUGGACUCAGUCUCUGUUUUUUGUGCUUAGUAUAUGAAGGCAGCUGUCUUUUACGAGGGAAAGGCCUGUUGGUGUUGCAUUUAUAAAACAGCUCAAAGAUGAGUGUAAUGAGAGAAAGGUUGAGUUUAAAGUACUAGACAGGCAUUAUAGAAGUAGAGAACACUAGCCUAACACACAUAAUUCUCAUCACUGAAAUAUCAUGGCAGCUUUAAACCCAUAAGCUGUUUGAGCUGGGCUAAGGAAUAUACUCAUCAUAUAUCUCCUUUUUUGUGUGUGUGGCUGGCCAGGAUGGGGAUCCGAACCCUUGACCUUGGUGUUAUCAGCACCAAGCUCUACCGAGUGAGCUAACAGGUCAGCCCCUCAUUUUUUUGUCUAAUGUUCUAUCUAGGGAAUCUCACUUAUGUGGAAGCUCUGUUUGCACUGUUAUUGAGUACCUUAUAAAAGUGACAUCUUGCAGCUCCUCCUCCACAUUGUGUGGCAUUAAAGUAGCUUGUCCCUCACGUGUCAACAUUAAGCUUUGCUGAAUCAUAGCUAAUAGGAAAAUGUCCUUUCAAGGGCAUGGGAACUACCUUUUUUUUUAGUGUCCACCAUGUGCCACGUACUGUGGUACAUGUAUGUAUGUUACCUUAUUGAAUACUUUAAGUCAACUUUAUGAGAUAUAUAUUUACAUCUCCAAUUUACUAAUGAAGAAACUGGAAUUCAAAGACGUUCAAUAACUUGCUGAAAGUUAUACAACAGAGACAAAACUGAAGCCAGGACUUUUAUGAAUACAGAGAAAGUUGGUUAGCCCUACAGAUGGAAAUUUGAAAUCUGUAGGAUUAUACCUAUUUUAAAAGUUUUCUAUUGUGUACCAGAGCUACCUCUCAGCUCUGAGGAAAAGAAACUUUAUAUAGGUGCCUACCUGAGAUUCUUUUUUUAUUCCCCUAGAAUUGUUGGAAUUUUUGCCCUAAUUGGACUCAGAAUAUGAACAUUUCCUGAGCAUACACCACUUAAUCAUCCAGAGCCUUAAUAUCUAAAGUAGUAGUACUGAUUGGAAAGAGGAAUUUGUCAGUGAUGGUGCAAUUUUCAUUGGUAAAUGUUAUAGCAAAUGUCAGUUUGUUUUCUCCUUCUCCUGCUAAUGGUUUUAACUGGCAUACAAAAUAUUCAAACUUACAAAAUCUUGUAAGUUGUAUUGUGAUACAAUUUAUUGACACUGUUGUCAUUACAACCCAUUCUGGUGUGCAUGAAUGAGUCUGAAGCAGACACCAUAUAAUAUUGGUGCUGUGUAAUAUAAUUCCUACAAAUGCGUGGUCCAGGGAACACAACUGAGCCUAUGUCUUUUUUUAAACACUGAUUAAGCAGCUAACCCCAAAGGGGCUCUUAUGAGACACCUCCCUAUUUUGUCUCUUGUUACACUCCAGUCCUGAGGGAACAAUUUGUAAUUGGGUGUUUUUAACAUGGUACCCCCAUGUUACCCCACUCUGGUGGAUCUUGGUUAUCCCCUGUGAGAAAACCUUUGCUUCAGGGAUGGGAAUCUUACUUUAUUCCUGCAAUCUGAAGCUGCUUCCUUUCCUUAGGUCUGUUGUAUUUUGUUUUUGUAAAGUAUUACGAAUUCUGGACAUGUCUGUAAAGGAAUUGCUGAAGAUUUGUAUGAAUGUUGUUUACAGAUCUUUUAAUGAAUAAACAUAAAAAUUCCACAAAUUUCUUGGA
This is a messenger RNA of Galeopterus variegatus (Sunda flying lemur), 4751 nucleotides long. RefSeq names its product DENN/MADD domain containing 2C (gene DENND2C). The record is from RefSeq and is a predicted model, not a curated record. The transcript has 18 exons. Bases 1 to 2808 code for a protein of 935 amino acids. NCBI's taxonomy places the organism in Eukaryota, Metazoa, Chordata, Mammalia, Dermoptera, Cynocephalidae.